AUGGCGACAACAAACUUGAUCGCCCGCUCGCCCACUCCCCCACAAUACACGGCGCCCUUGUCGAAACGAGAUAAGCGACGCACAGCGAUUCACGAUCGGCUCACCGAUCUUCGCGAGGCCUUUGCGAAUAAUCGUGACUACCACUUCCGCCAACAUGUCCACGAGCUCCAGAAUGAAAUGGCGUUGAUCGCAAAUUCCGAAAUUUAUGGUGAAUGGCCCAUGAGCGAUGCCCCAGAAGAUGUCUCGAAACAGCUCAAGCAGCUCGCCGCGAGUGGGCACACUGUGUCGGAGACGCCGGUUACCGGCAAGUGGUAUUCGAAGUUCGUUGAUGAGAUAAACCGGAGCAAGGAAGAAAGAGAUGUGGAAUUAACCGUCGUCAUGAAUCGCCAUCGUGAUGUUCUGAACAGACUGUCGCAAGACCGAGAAUUUCGGCACCGUUUCGCGAUUGAAGAAUGCAACAAACUCACUGAAACUGUUCGGGAGCGGCUCAUUCAACUGAUAUCUCAGCGCAAAAAUCGCUUGAUGCGCGAAAAGGAGCAGCUUGAUGUUGCCGACACAAACGCUCUUCUUCUUCAUCCAAACCACUUCAGCAUUACAAACCCGGCCAGUCCCGGGGGUGCUCACAGCAACCGAAAGACAAGACAUACCCGCCACAAGAUUGAUAUUGACGAUAUGGGCAAUUCGAUAAUUGCGGAAUCGACCAGUAAAAGGAAGCGAAAAGUUCCUGUAGACGAUGAAUUCGGCUCGCCAAAUAUAGAGGGCCUUUCGACUCCAGCGGAACGUGCGAAGGCCCGCUUAAAUCAACAACAAAAUUCCCCAGCAUAUAACAUUCUUUCUCUCUUUACUGAGAAAGAGCUUGCGAUGCAUAGCAACCAGGCUCAUAUUGCUGCACUGCAUUUCUUAUCAUCUUCGAAACGUGCGAGACUGUCGGGUGCACAAGGUCAGAUGGCAGAAGGGGAAGACGCUCAAGGAUCCAGUGAUACCAGCGGCCAAGAAGACUCUGCCGCACCAGAGAUGGAACGGACUACCAGCCAAAGCGUCCACGCAACACGGUCUACGCGUAAUAACGGAACUGCAGGCCUCAACCUCCUCGGUGAACUCACGGAUAAAAAUGCGAACCGACCUAACCUGCCGUACUUUGUUUUAUGCAACUACCACCAGCGCCCCAAUGGCGCUGGAAACGCACCGCCCCCACCCCCUCUGAUGCCAGAGGAAAUCGAAGACGAUCUUGCUCGCAUCGAGAAGUUGAAACGAGAGAAACCGCCCGGCUGGAUGGACACGCGUCUCGUCAAUCAUCUCCUGGAUACCCUUGUGCCCCCAGAGGCCGAUGAAACGGCUGCUGUCAGCUGCGAAAGGUUCAGCACAUUGCACCCUGACUUCCCACGGGAGAUGGACGUGCACUUAGUUCGUACCUACCCUCGAAAGGACGAUUAG
This is a messenger RNA of Ophidiomyces ophidiicola, 1434 nucleotides long. RefSeq lists its product as uncharacterized. The record is from RefSeq and is a predicted model, not a curated record. Gene Ontology annotation, molecular function: histone deacetylase binding. The transcript has 2 exons. Bases 1 to 1434 code for a protein of 477 amino acids. Gene Ontology annotation, biological process: negative regulation of transcription by RNA polymerase II. NCBI's taxonomy places the organism in Eukaryota, Fungi, Ascomycota, Eurotiomycetes, Onygenales, Onygenaceae. Gene Ontology annotation, cellular component: Sin3-type complex.